This is a messenger RNA of Sus scrofa (pig), 12908 nucleotides long. NCBI's taxonomy places the organism in Eukaryota, Metazoa, Chordata, Mammalia, Artiodactyla, Suidae. The record is from RefSeq and is a predicted model, not a curated record.
GCGGUCCCGAGGGCCCGAGGAGGAGGGGAGCCGGUGACGCUGCGGGAGCCGCCGCCAGCGCCGGACGGAGUCGGCGGCCGGGCGGACUGACGGGUGGACCCUCGGACGCAGCCCCAGGCCGAGCCGCAGGCUUCCUGGCGCAGCGGGGCGGCCCCGAACCCCAGCGGGAAGAUGUUCAACGUGGAGUCCUUGGAGCGGGUGGAGCUGUGCGAGAGCCUCCUCACUUGGAUCCAGACAUUUAAUGUGGAUGCGCCAUGCCAGACCGUGGAAGAUUUAACGAAUGGGGUUGUGAUGGCCCAGGCUCUUCAGAAGAUAGAUCCUGCAUACUUUGAUGAAAAUUGGCUAAACAGAAUCAAAACUGAAGUAGGAGAUAAUUGGAGGCUAAAGAUAAGCAAUUUAAAGAAAAUUUUGAAGGGAAUCCUGGAUUACAAUCAUGAGAUUUUAGGGCAGCAGAUUAAUGACUUUACCCUUCCUGAUGUGAACCUCAUUGGAGAACAUUCUGAUGCCGCGGAGCUGGGAAGGAUGCUGCAACUCAUCUUGGGCUGUGCAGUGAACUGUGAACAGAAGCAAGAGUACAUCCAAGCCAUUAUGAUGAUGGAGGAGUCUGUUCAGCAUGUUGUCAUGACAGCCAUUCAGGAGCUGAUGAGUAAAGAGUCUCCUGUCUCUGCUGGAAAUGAUGCCUACGUUGACCUUGAUCGCCAGCUGAAGAAAACGUCAGAGGAACUAAAUGAAGCUUUGUCAGCCAAGGAAGAAAUCGCUCAAAGGUGCCAUGAGUUGGAUCUGCAGGUCGCAGCGUUGCAGGAGGAGAAGAGUAGUCUGUUGGCUGAGAAUCAGGUGUUAAUGGAAAGACUUAAUCAGUCCGAUUCCAUAGAAGAUCCUAACAGCCCAGCAGGAAGAAGGCACCUGCAACUCCAGACUCAGUUAGAACAGCUCCAGGAAGAGACAUUCAGACUUGAAGCAGCCAAAGAUGAUUAUCGAAUACGCUGUGAAGAGUUAGAGAAGGAGAUCUCUGAACUCCGGCAGCAGAAUGAUGAGCUCACCACUUUGGCAGAUGAUGCCCAGUCUCUCAAAGAUGAAAUAGAUGUUCUCAGGCAUUCUUCUGAUAAGGUGUCUAAACUGGAAGGCCAAGUGGAAUCAUAUAAAAAGAAGCUAGAGGAUCUUGGUGAUCUGCGGAGGCAGGUUAAACUCUUAGAAGAGAAGAAUACUAUGUAUAUGCAGAACACUGUCAGUCUAGAGGAAGAGCUUAGAAAAGCCAAUGCAGCUCGAAGUCAACUGGAGACAUAUAAGAGACAGGUAGUAGAACUGCAAAAUAGAUUAUCUGAAGAAUCAAAGAAAGCAGAUAAAUUAGAUUUUGAAUAUAAGCGGCUGAAAGAAAAAGUUGACAGUCUUCAAAAAGAAAAGGAUAGGUUAAGAACAGAAAGGGAUUCUCUGAAGGAAACCAUUGAAGAGCUGCGCUGUGUUCAGGCUCAAGAAGGGCAGCUCACAACUCAAGGGUUAAUACCUCUGGGAAGUCAGGAAUCUUCAGAUAGCCUGGCGGCAGAGAUCGUUACCCCUGAAAUCAGGGAGAAGCUUAUUCGUCUUCAGCAUGAGAAUAAGAUGUUAAAAAUCAACCAAGAGGGUUCAGACAAUGAAAAAAUCGCCUUGUUGCAGAGCCUUCUAGAUGAUGCCAACCUACGAAAGAAUGAGCUGGAGACGGAGAACAGGCUGGUGAAUCAGAGGCUUCUGGAAGUACAGUCACAAGUGGAAGAACUGCAAAAAUCCUUACAGGAUCAAGGCUCAAAGGCGGAAGAUGCUAUUUCAGUUCUUCUAAAAAAGAAGCUUGAAGAACAUCUAGAGAAGCUGCACGAGGCCAAUAAUGAAUUGCAGAAGAAGAGAGCCAUCAUCGAAGAUCUCGAACCAAGAUUUAACAACAGCUCCUUAAAAAUUGAAGAAUUACAAGAAGCCUUACGGAAGAAAGAAGAAGAAAUGAAACAAAUGGAAGAACGAUAUAAAAAAUACUUGGAAAAAGCCAAAAGUGUUAUUCGUACUUUAGAUCCUAAACAAAAUCAAGGAGCAGCACCAGAAAUACAAGCUCUUAAAAAUCAGCUCCAGGAACGGGACCGACUAUUCCAUUCAUUAGAGAAAGAAUAUGAGAAAACAAAGAGUCAGAGAGAGAUGGAGGAGAAAUAUAUUGUUAGUGCCUGGUACAAUAUGGGAAUGACUCUUCAUAAAAAGGCGGCUGAAGACAGACUUGCUAGCACAAGUUCAGGGCAGUCAUUUCUGGCGAGGCAAAGACAGGCCACCAGCACGAGAAGAUCAUACCCAGGCCACGUGCAGCCAGCCACAGCAAGGUAGACAAGUCUUGCUGUUAGAAUUUAAAAAAAACACCCUGAAUUCAAAACAUACUUCUGUUAUGUAUAACAACAUUUCAGGAAAUUCAGCCAGCUUAUAUUUUGUCUCUCUUUUAUGUUACUAUUUAGUUGUUUCUCAUUUGAGGACUUUCUCUCCUCCGUAUCUAUAAUGUUUCAGUUUCUUGGUCCUUUAUUCUGUAGUCCUUUCGGUUCCUUUAAAUGUGCCAAAAAAUUUUUAAAUGCCCAGUUAAAAGUGUUGUAUAUUAGUGUAGUACUUUUCUUUGUAUGAAAAUGUCCUUUCCCCAAUGGUGUAGGCUUUGUAAUGAAUUAGAUUUUCUGCCAAUAAUUGAUAUACAAUUUAUAUUCUUUAUUGUGCCUCUGUGUUACCAUGCUUUCUAAGAAUGUCUUUGUUUAAAGGGAAUUAAUCUUUUUAUGAUGUAUUAAUCUGUGUUUUCAAUUGUUUUCCAAAUGCACCUCAAAUAACGUGCAUAUUUACUAUAUAAAAUGGUUGGCAAAUGCACUUUUUGCAAAGACAUAAAUAUAUUGGCAGAGGUGCUAAUCAGAUCCUACCUUCAGCACCUGAUAGAAUUAUUUAGAAGGGAAAAAAUGAGUUUUCACAUUGUUUUAUAGGAAAUUAAAUUUGUCCAAAGAUUUGGAAACUAUUUUUUAAACAUAAAUAGAAUUUCAUUAUUUCCUGCUGUCUUGUUUGCUGACAGAUGUGAAUGCAUUGGUUAGGUUAACUGGGGAGAAGUUAUAGAAGAAAAAAAAUCAGGCAGUGCAUUCAUUUUUUUUCUCUUGUUUUGGAAUCUCACAAUAACUGAGGAUCAAUUCUAACAAUGGGCCUGACAUUUGCAGUUUCAACUGCCCUCCACAUCUAAAAGAUUGAUUUUUUUUUUUUUUUGUACACCUAAUACAAGUCAUUGGUAGCCUUACCUUUGGGGUAGUUUCCUUGUUGACUUGUACCUCAUUUGUUUUACUUAUUCUUUAACAUAAACUCUUCUAUUUCUCAAUAAUUCCUAAUACUUAACCAUCUUAAUAUCAGUCAUUAAGAUCAAUAAGUGACUUCUUAUAUGUGAUGUAGUAACAAGUCUCUUAAAUCUUUCUUCUGUGUACUAGUCUGAGAAUUUGCUACUGAGUAGAUUCUCUUGGGUAUUUGGUUGCCCCAAAGUGCUUAGAUUUGUUGACAGAUUAUAGACUAUGUUUAUUUACAUUGAUGAAUGGCUGUCAAGUAAUCAUGAUUGUAAAGCACUUUGACUACAUAAGGUGCUAUAUAAGUGCAAAAUAUCAUUCAUUUGAACACAAAGUGUCUCUGCUUGACUUUCCACAUUGGCUUAACUAUUUGGCCCCAAAUUAAAUUUAAGUUCCCCUCCAGACUUUUUCUUGCACCAUAGCCCUUUUUUUUUUUUUUUUUUAAGGCAAAAUUUAUUGAAAUGAGGUUAUUUGCUUGUUUGGUUUUGGUUUCAGAUAGGUCACCUCUUAAGAGGAUUUCACUUCAUGUACUUGCUCUUUGGAAGUUCAGGUUGCAUUUAGUAUUAUAUAUUAAGUACAAAUGAGUAACUUUAAAUCAAGCUAGAUAUAGUUAAGAACUUUCAGAUUCUAUUCAGGUGUUUUAUUUUAAAUCCUUAUUUUCUUUUUCAUAAGAAAGUUGACCUGAAAAUUGGUAGUGUUUUCAUUUGUCCUCAGAAAUCAUACUUGAAGAAAGGUAUUAGAAUCCACAGAAAUGACUUCAUGCAUUGUGCUAAUUUUUCACAUUAAGUACAGAAGUCUGAGCUCAGUGUGAGUCCUUCUGCCUGGUAAGAGGUAAGGCAAGAAGAACUAGUAGUAACGGAGAGAACCACUGGAGUGGAAUGCAUUGUGGGGCCUUGGGAGGCUAAGCAAACCUCGUCAACAUGGAAAGUUUUAACAAUGAAACAUUAAAGGUGAUUUAAGAUGGUACAGCCUUUCCUAUCCCUUUACCUCACAAGUUAGAGGAAGGACCCAACUGUUCCUUGAUCCUAAUCCGUCGGGGCAUAAACACUAAAUAACCUUGGUAAAAUUGAACUGUUGGGAAACAUGCCUGCGGAAUAUGACGGAUGAAAAUACAAGAGUCUAUGAGCUAUUUAUUAAAUGGGCUAUAUCCCACUAGGUAAGAGGUUUUUCAUUUCAGUUCUUUAUUUGUUGCCUCAGUGCUGGUCUCCUACUUACCAUCUAUUCAGAUAUGUUCCUCUAAAUGGGAGAAGAAAGUACCAAGCUUUUAGAAAGAAGUGCUCCAGGUUUUUUUUCUUCAGCCACUGUUGCAUGCCAUUAUUUUGGUGUUUACAUUCAUAACUUUCACUCACCUUUAUAUAGUAUCUUUACAUUUCAGUGUAUUGCUUUCAUUACAUAGUAGAAAUUAUGUUUCUAAACAUUUCGUGACACUUUUUUAAAAAGCAGGAAUAAAACUUAGCUGUCACAGUGGCAAGCCCUGUUUCCUUUGCUCAUCUUUGGAAAGGACUUAUAAAUUUCUCUUUCCUCAGUAAUAAUUGAUUUUUUUUCUCAGGAGGUUUGUGAUGGUGCCUGGUCCAUCUGGAAGUUAAAAGACAUUGGGCGCCUUAUGUAGACAGGAGCCAUACUGUGCAGUACCUUGUACCCAGUAGCUCCACAAAGCCACCGUCUGCUAGGGCAGCAGUGGAGUCAGCACAGUGUCACUGAGCUGAGGUUGGGGUGAGCCAUCACCCCAGAGUCUGAAUUCUUAUAAACAAAAAGCUUAUUUUCCUUCUUCCUUCUAACCAGGGUAAGAAAAUACAAAGUUAAUAACUAAGGACUAUACAAGCAUAAAAUGUAUAUUCUGCAGUGUGUAUUUAAGAAGUUUGUAAUGGCAGAAAAGAUCCAGCAAAUAUCAUAGUCUAACACAUCUCAAAAAGAGAAUAAAUAAUACAUUUGUACGUAUCUUAAGAGAACUUUCAAAAACUUGGAUCAUAUCUUUUUAAAAUUUGUCUGAUUUCUUAAUAAUAACCAAGAAAAAGAAGUCCCUAAAUAAAAGCUCCAUUUUCUAAAAUUGAUCAGGAUUGAAUUAUUUGUUUGAUGGUCCAGCCUGGUAAAAUUGGCUAGUGAGAUGAUUCAUUAUAAUGAGGCUAAUACCCAUAUGUAUCAGCAGUCCUCAGGAAGGCAUGAAGCUCCGUGCUGGGUGAUGUGAAGGGAAGGAUGAUUUAGGGUGUAGGAAAGGUACACUUUAUCUAUGAGCCGUUUUACCCCUGUCUCUUCAGUAGCAGUCUUGUUUAUUCCUGUCUUAUGAUAUGGAGUAUUUUGGAGCAUCUCUUACUUUUUGACAAGCAUUCAUCUUUUAAAGAUAAUGCCAUUGUUUAAAAAAAAAAAAAACAAAAAAAAACUCGAACAUCUUAAUCCCAAUAUAAGAAUUAUCUUGAAACAAAAUUCUGAAUUUUUAAGCUUAACUCUCUGUAUUUAACCUCCACUUGUCCAGAUCUCAGUCUCCAGGAGUGUUACAGUUAGCCCCACUUGGAACACGUGAGGUUUCUCUGCAGAAGCAUCCACAACCCACAGGUAGUGUAAACCCAGCUUAGUUUAUAGCCACCUGGCUAGGAAUACCUGUGAUCCUAAAAAGGGAGAGGAAAGUGCUUGGCAUCUGGCUUUUUGCUGAGGGCAAAAUAACAAUAAUGCUUUUGGUUGUCUGUUCAUUAAAUGAUGGAAACAUAUUUUGACUUUUUAUCUUUAUGUUAUGAAGGGGCUCUUUGCCCAGAAUUGGCUGUCAGUCUGAUGUAGGAUUGUGCUUCUUAAUAGUGAAGCCUAGGUGUUUGUUCCCGUUGUGGCUCAGCAGAAAUGAACCCAACUAGUAUCCAUGAGGAUGCGGGUUUGAUCCCACUCAGUGGGUUAAAGAUCUGUUGUUGCCUUGAGCUAUGGUGUGAGUUGCAGACUCGGUUCCGAUCUGGCAUGGCUAUGGCUAUAAUGUAGGCCAGCAACUACAGCUCUGAUUCAUCUCCUAGUGUGGGAACUUCCAUAUGCCACGGGUGCAGCCCUAAAAGGACAAAAAACAAACAACAACAAAAAAACCCAGUGAAGCCUGUGUGAUACACUAUAAAGUAGGAUGAGACUGUAUAGAACCAAAUAACGUGGGAUCUCGGGAUCUUUGAAAAUUAUUUUAGCAUCUUUUAAAUUUUUACCCUUUUAUACAUUAAAAGGGUUUUCCAUUCAAUAAUGAUGAUCUCUUUCCCUAUAGUCCCAGUGGUCAAAAUGUCAGCUUAUUUGGGUAGAUGUACAAUCCAUCUCACUACAUUUAGAAAGCAGUCUUGGAGCUUAUUUGUAACUCUAAUGAUGCGAGUGUUUUGUAUCAUGAAGUUUUUAUAUGAGGAAAGCUCUUCUCAAUGUAUCUGUCAUAUAAUUUUUUACUUUCUAUAAAGCAUAUUUAAAUAAUAAUUGGUGUAUGUUCAUUUUGUUGAAAAUGUUUUAGUGUCCAAUUUAAGUACGAUACUUCUAUUGUUCUAAAGUUUCACAGUAAAUACUAUUUAUUUCUCAGAAGUAUAAAAAAACAAAAAUAAUUUCCUCCAGACCGAACUGAUUUCUACCCCUCCGCAUCCCCCUAAAUCAUGGAAGUAUCAGUAUUUAGCUUCCUUUUUAUAAAAUGAAGGACAGGAAGUUCCUGUUGUGGCUCAGCAGAAAUGAACCCAACUGGUAUCCAUGAGGAUGUGGGUUCAAUCCCUGGCCUUGCUCAGUGGGUCAAGGAUCCAGUGUUGCCAUGGGCUGUGGUGUAGAUUGCAGAUGCAGCUUGGAUCUGGCAUUGCUGUGGCUGUGGUGUAGGCUGGCAGCUAUAGCUCUGAUUUGACUCCUAGCCUGGGAACUUCCAUUUGCCAUACCUACAGCCCUGAAAAGGAAAAAAAAAAAAAAAAAAAAAAGCAAAAAAAAUUAAAAAAUAAAAUGAAGGACAGUACAGAUAGGAUGGCAUCCAUCUCUUUUAAAUCACUGAUUAUGUUCUUAUGAAAUAUGUACUAAUAACUUUGCUUUCAAACAGCCUUUUAUCAAUCCAGUUCCCAUGUAUUUAUAACUAUAAAAACUUAUAAAAUUUAUAUUUAAUGUUAUCUUGAUACAUACUUGGAUUCUUCACACUGCACUUAAAACGGUAGAGAAGGGACAUCAGUUUACUUGAGAAAUGGGAGUCCUGAACCUAAUUGUGGAAAAUAUAUGAGUCUUGGCAGUUGUGGGUCCAUCAACAUUUCCUAACCACUCUAUUUCAGCAAUUACAUUGCUCUUCAGUAUUUUUCUGCUUUCUAACAUUUUCUAGUAAUAUUCUGUGAGAUAGGUCUGUAUGUGGUGUGUAAGCGAGCAUAGAAAUCUGAGGGAGUAACAGAAGGCUGUGAAGCCAGAUCCAUUCUCUGAGAACAGAAUUGACUAUUGGGAUAAGCAAUGGCUGAUUUAGAAACAAAUAUCCAGGCAGAUAGAAGUACUAAUACAGUUGAACUUAACAAUUGUCUUAACAGAUGUCCCUAAAGUAGGAGUUUUCAUAAAAUCUUCUGACUUUGUUACGUGAUCAUUCAAGAGAAAAGAGUAGACAAAAACAUAAUUUAUUUUCUAACCAUCCUUCCCUUCAGUGGGCAAACGCUGGGCACACAGCACCAGCUGUACAUAUUGGUGGGUAGAUGGAAGCAUUGAUUUUUAUUCUGAAGCUGUUAACCCAUCACCAAACCUGAGGCAGGGAUUCAAGGGCCUAAGGAUAAUAGGAUUUGAUGAGGUGAGAGAUCUUUGGUGGCUAAAAAUCACCACUAGCUUCCCAUCAGUUAGCUGGACCUCAUGCUCUACCUGGUUUACAAACCAGCUGCUCAGCUUUCUGUCUCCCCUAACUCUGUGGAGCAGCCCCACAGAAACCUGUGUUUAAAAUGAAGGCAAGAGAAGGCUUUUUUUUUUUUUUUUUUUUUUUUUUUUAGUACGUAUCAAGAAGAGCCUUUAUGGAACUGAUCAGGCAUUAACUGGCUCUGAAUUAGAUGUUGAGGGUCUAGAGGUAAAAGCAUCGGAGAAGGUGUCCAUAGCCUCAAAAUUUAAGGCCCAUGGAACUAUCAGAUAACCUCAAUGAUAUCUACUCAGAGCUCAAAGAUACUUAAAUAGACAGCGGUCUCAAGGCAAAAAGAAAAAAAGCUACCAAAGCACGCUGAGGCUUUAACGUAGGCAGGAGGCUUCUGAGCAGGUGUUGUCUGGUUAGGGAUCUCUAAGUUAGCAAAGAGAAAUGAGUAGACUAGCAUUUGUGUUGUAAAUUUCAUGAAAGGGACUCGUUUUAUUCUUGAUGUGUUUGUUGACCUCUGGACAGUGAUUACUGUAUAUACAUUCUGUAGUGUGUCUUUUUUACAUAUGUCACUGUUAGAGAUGAGCGUCUUAAUAUUAUUUACUGUUCUACUCACGUAUGUAUUAUUUAUACUUUCCUGCAAGAUUCACAGCACUUUACUAAUAUUAGGUAAUGAUUUUUCCUUCUACCUUUCUGUGGCAUUUUCCAUUUAUAUCUAUUCCAUAGGGGUUCUUUUCCUUAUUUUGGAACACUCACCAAGAAAAAUGUAAAAGAUUGCCCAAAUAAAUGGGCUUUGUACUCUUCCUGAGAUGUUUUAAGUCAGGUCCGAAGUUCUAAGUCUAGAAAUCUCUCUGAACCUGGGUUGGGGCUACUAGGUGUGCAUUGCAUUUUAUAUUUCACAUUAAUAAGACUCUUACAAGUUCCUCCUCAUGAAGCCAAGUUCUCUCACAUGCAGGCACACUUUAAACUUUCUGUUUUCUGGAGUGGCCUUAAUAAAAAGGAAACAGUCUUCUGGUUCAUCAAAAGAUGUUCUCACCUCUGAUCUGCCUGUCUCCUAAACUACCAACCUGCAAACUGGCCUUCGCUUUCAUAGUUUCCUCAUCUUUGAAUAUUCUCAGACAGGAGAAAGCAAGCACAUUCCAAGAACUGAAAAGUCUGAGAAUCUGGAAAAUGGUGGGAGUGAGGAGAUGGGAAAAGGCAGACGCUAAUGAGGGCAGAAAGCUACAAAAAUAGUCUCAGUUCUGCUAAAACAGGUAGGCAUUAUGAACUUGGCCAUUUUCUCAAGUUCAAACAUAGGCAGGUUUUCAGCUUGUUCUGUUGUGAGAUGUUUCGGGGAGUCAGGACUCUUGCAGUAUGUACUUGAAUAUGUUAGUCUUUUAUAGUCAAAGAGUUCCCUGGUGGCCGGGCAGUUAAGCAUCCGGCAUUGUCACGGCAGCAGCUUGGGUUGCUGCCGUGGCAUCGGUUCAAUCUCCAGAGAGAGAAAGUUAAACAAAAUCAUAGUCAAAAUGUACUGAAAUAUUUCUUGUUCUAUAAACAUUGACACAAAUGAUUACUGCCAAAGACUAGGGAGGUUUGCUCUUAAGAACACUCUCAGAGUUUUCUUAUAUUUUGUGUUUUUAGAUGAGAGAAAUGCUUUUAUAGUGUGGCAAGUUUCUCUAGGGCUGUCUCCUGCAUCAGCCCCCAUCCUACUGAUGUGCUUGGCUUAGUCAGGUCCCCUUGAAGAGGGCAACAUAUAGAGAAGGCUAAAGUCCUACCUUUGAGGGAAGAGCCACUUGUAUCCUCCCACAGUAAAAAAAAAAAAAAAAAAAAAAAAAAAAAUUAAAAUUAAACACACCUAGGAGUUCCCAUUGUGCCUCAGCAGUAAUGAACCCAACUAGUAUCCAUGAGGAUGCAGGUUCGAUACCUGGCCUUGCUCAGUGGGCUCAGGACUGGGCAUUGCCAUGAGCUGUGGUGUAGGUUGAAGAUGAGGCUUGGAUCUGGCGUUGCUGUGGCUGUGGUGUAGGCUGGCAUCUGCAGCUCCGAUUCGACCCCUAGCCCGGGAACCUCCCUAUGCCACAGGUGCGGCCCUAAAAAGAAAAAAAAAAAUUAAACACACCUAUGUGCACACAGUCACACUCACACUCACGGACAAAAUCUCAAACGGAUAUGGCACCUUCUAAUGUCUUUACAUCCACUGACUUCCUGUUUACCUAGUUAAGAGUAGAUUCUAGACCUGCCUCGUCCAAUUCACAGCCACAUGUGCUGAUUUAAAUUCAAAUUGACUAAAAUUAAGAAUUUGGUUCCCAUGGAGUUCAUGUUGUGGCUCAGUGGAAAUGAAUCUGACUAGCAUCCUUGAGGACGCAGGUUCGAUCCCUGGCCUCGCUCAGUGGGUUAAGGAUCCGGCGUUGCCAUGAGCUGUGGUGUAGGUCUCAGAUGGGGCUCAGAUCCAGUGUUGCUAUGACUGUGGUGAAGGCUGGCAGCUACAGCUCCAAUUCAACCCCUAGCCUGGGAACCUCCAUAUACCACAGGUAUGGCCCUAAAAAAAGACAAAAAAAUAAAACUUGGUUCCCCAGUUCCCCAGCCACAUUUCAAGGGCCCAGAAAGCCACACAUGGAAAAUGGCUACCUUAUGGAGCAGCACAAAUCUAGAAUAUUUCCAUCACUGUAGGAAAUGCCUUUGAUGGUGCUGUAAUGGCCAAAGAGAGAAUGAGGACAAAACAAAGAUAUUCAGCUAACUGUGACACGCUUAGAUUUUGCUGGCAUAAUUGAAGAAAGCUAUUUUUCUUAUCAAAAUUAAUACUAGCCCUUUUUAAAGACCUAGGAAAAAUCAAAACCCCAUUCUUUGAAACUAGUUUUCAGUAUAUUUUUUAUAUAGAUUCUUAGCACUUUACUUUUUAAGUGAUAUAAUUAAGUAACUUCAUAAAUCAUAACUUAGUAUGUUCAGGUUUUCUCCUUUUUUAGGUAGUCUUUUAAAAUUGAUGACACAUAGCUUCUAACACUUACCCAGCAGAAACUAAUGAAUGUUUCACUUAUUUACAAGUAAAAGUUAAUAAACAUAUUCCUCUAUUCUUUUACUUUUAAAUCUAUAUAGAGCUAAUGAGAAUUGCCAACAGUUUAUUUCUGCCCCUACAGUUGCAUUUAUCUUAAAUGUCAAGUAUGUCAAGAUCCAGAUAAUUUCUUUGAUUUUCUUCGUAGCUUCUUUCUCUUAAUCACUUGGAUUAUGAAUCAAGUUCAUGUAUGAAGCAAACAUUUUAUUCCAGCGACUUAGUUAAUAAAACAUUUUUUUAAGGUUUAUCAAUUAACUUGGCCUUUUACUGAACUGCGUAACAUAACUAAAAGGAUGCAUACAAAUGCAUCUUUGAAUUUUUUAACAACUGUAAGAGACUAAACAUAACUCUUCAGAGUCAGCUUGGUAUUUAGUUAAAACUAUCCUGUUAGGAAAAUCAGAUUCUUUCCUCUUCCUUUUUAAAUUUUGUAAUCAAGCUGCAGACUUAAUCCAGUGGUAUCAAAUUCCAAGCGACUAUAAUGAAAUUCUUACUGUUCUUCAAGUACAGAUGAGUAAAUGGUAUAAUCCGAGUUCAUUUUAUUAUUUUCUCAGUGGCCUAUUUUAACAUAUGUUCUACCAAAAUAUAUUAUUAAAGAGAAAUUUUCGAUACGGUUGAAAUAAGAAAGAAUAUGAUAGUAUAAAUACAGGAAAUGACUGUACACAAAUGCCAAUCAAUGAUUUGGGGCCUUUUUAUUUGUUUCAUAGUAAUCUUUUGGUUUUUCAAUAGCCUUAGUCAUUUAAAAACCAGAUGCACUAAAUGUCACUGCUGUCACUAACUUUGCUGUUUACAGAUUAUGUAUGAUGCAUAAUGCUUUGUACUCAGAAAAAUAGUUUCCAGGUUUAAUCUUGUUUUGCAGUUUUCACAUUUUGACAAUUGCCCCUCCCCCAUUUAUAACACCCAGUUUGAAUGGUAAUGAAUGGUAAAAUUCAAACAUAUCUAAUAGUUUAAUCAUUUGCCUUAUUUUGAUUAACAAAUUCUGUCAAAGAUUUGGGGAUAGAAGAGGCUUUUUUUUUUUUUUCCUAUAGUACUUUUAAAACUUUUCAGAUGAGCUGGAAAACACCUUAGUACAUUGGAGUUGGCGUUGUAUUGAUUACAGUCCCAACUCUAAAGCCUUAUACUCAUGUCUUAAGUAUUACUGAUUAUCCUGUGAAUUGUUGGUUUGGUAUUUGACAUUGUAGUUAUCCACCUUGCACUUCAGCCUUUGCGAAAAGGAUAUUACCAGGUAUGUUCUUAUUUCUGGUUGACGACUGAAUUUGUAAUUUCACGGUUUCAUUCUUCCUCCCUGUAAUCCAAAAAGGAAAUCCACGUAGGACUCUAAAUUUCUCACUUCACCAUUGGAAUCAAUACAGAUUUAGCAACAUUGUACAUAAAUGGCAUCCAAGCAUUUUUCCACCUGUUUACCAAGUUUACCAGCCCUAUUUUAUGUGUUAGAUUCGUGGGUUUUCUCACUGUUUUUCUGAGGUAAAUGACUUGUUAGAGAGCCUCAGUAAGAAAUUUUCACCAAAAUCACAAAAACGUAAAGAAAUCACCAGAGACAGAUUUUUAAUUUUUUUGAAAUCUUAUAUGGUAUUUCCUUUUGAUAUCACUUAACUCAUUUUAAUUUUAUGACUGCCAACUUGUUAUGGUAUUAAUUAUAUGUAUAUGUAUAUGUUUAUAUGUAUGCAUAUAAUAUAUGUAUAUGUAUAUGAAGAAUAAAGUUAAGAUUUGGUCAAACUAUAUUUUCCCAUUCAAGUACAAAAAUGUUUUCAAGGCUGCAAAAAGUGUACAGUUGUUAAACAAGUUGUAAAUAAAGACUUGUAUAAAAAUUCAA